UGGGUUUUAAUUAAAAAUUAACAUCGUUGCUGGUCGGCGGUGGUUAUUAGCUUUCGGUGAAGAGUUCAUCAUCCUCCCCCAUUCAAUUCGCUUCCGCGUCGUAAUUUCAAAUGCUGGCAAUCUCGCUUCAUCAGGAAAUUGUUGAGCUAACGCUAAUGGUAUUGCUUAGCCUCUCCAAACAAAUCCAAUUGGGCUGAUACAAGAACAAUUCCAACCCAACCAAAAUUUGAUUUCACGGAGAUUUUAUGCAAAUGGGUCCCCACUUGUAUAAUUGGCUCCCACAAAUUUCCAUGAUCAAGAUUUUGACUGCUUACCAAGUCAUAAAAAUGAAGGGUUGUGAUCAUUUUGAUCCCAACUUCAAAACCAAAUGACCCCACAUAAAACAAUUGAAAAUUCUCUACAAUUUCCAAAUUGUCACUUUCACAUUAUGAAUUCUAAUCUCUAAUUGGUCCCAUCCCUAAUUACUUGUUUUACAUGAAAGCAAACAAACUAUUUGAUUUUCAAAUAAAACCACCUUUUUGCGGUUUCCCUCACUCUCAGAUCUCACCUUUUGCACCUUUGCCAUUCACAUGCUGCCUUCUCCUCAACAAAACACUAUCAAUAAGCUUUAUUUUGGCUUAGCUCUCACUCCAUCUCUACCUCUCUCUCUGAAUUAUAAGAAUUCUUCCUAUCUGUGGCUGCAUUUCAGUCUCCUUCUUCUUCCAUCAACGUCAAGUUCCCUCCUUUACACGAGUAUCUCACCUGUCCCUGCAAAAAACGAAUCUCUUUCUCUCUCAAUACGAUGAGCACACAGGCACCCAAAUUGGGGAAACCCUCAAAACUCCCAAACCAAAACCAACCCAACUCAAGAUCCUCCUCUCUUUCUACUCACUUAGCCAUGGUAGAACUCAAGCAACGAAUCAUUACCUCCCUCUCUAAGCUUGCCGACCGUGACACCCAUCAGAUCGCCAUCGAAGACCUUCACUCCAUUACCCAAUCUAUCUCACCUGAAGCGCUCCCUAUGCUCCUCAACUCCCUUUACGAUUCCCUUUCCGACUCCUCCAACGCCAAACCAUCCGUCAAGAAAGAAUCUUUGCAUUUGCUUUCUUUGACUUGCCAAUCUCAUCGCGAUUUGACAUUGCCCCACUUGACGAAAAUUAUUGCCCACAUUGUUAAGAGACUGAAGGAUUCUGAUUCAAGUGUUAAGGAUGCGUGUAGUGAUGCUAUUGGGGUUUUGUCACGGUUGUAUUUGAAGAGUGGUGGUGGUGGUGGUGGUGGUGGAGAGGGAGGUGGAGAUAGUAAUGGCGUGGGAUCUCUGGUGGGCUUGUUUGUUAGGCCGCUGUUUGAGGCCAUGGGAGAGCAGAACAAAGGUGUUCAAUCAGGUGCGGCAGUGUGUAUGGCGAAAAUGGUGGAUUGCGCAGCUAUGGAAGCGGACAAUGCUGACGGCAAUUCUGGCGGUGGUAAUGUGCCGAUUGGGGCGUUCCAGAAGUUGUGUCCAAGGAUUUGUAAGUUGUUGAAUGGGCAAAAUUUCCAGGCGAAAGCUGCUUUAUUGGGGGUUCUGACGAGUUUGGCGCAGGUGGGGGCAAUUGCACCACAGGGGUUGGAGCCAUUGCUGCAAAGUAUUCAUGACUGCCUUGGGAGUGCAGACUGGGCAACACGUAAGGCUGCAGCUGAUGCUCUAAGAGCGUUAGCAUUGCAUUCAAGCAGCUUAAUUACUGAUGGAGCUGCUAAUUCCACGCUGACAGUGCUUGAGGCUUCCCGAUUUGACAAGAUAAAGCCUGUCAGAGAUAGCAUGACAGAGGCAUUGCAAUUAUGGAAGAAGAUUGCAGGGAAAGCAGAAGAUGGCGUUUUGGAUGAUAAAAAAGCUUCCUCUCGUGAUGGUCACCAUCCUGAAGAAGCUGAGUUGUCAGAUAAGAUUCCAAAUCCUAGUGGCCAGAAAACAGAAUCAUUGGUGAGGGAUUCAUCCAGUGGUUCUUCUCCAAGUAUGGAUUCUGUUUCAAAAAGUAAAGCUGGAAGCAUUCCUGACAAAGCGGUUGUAAUAUUGAAGAAGAAAGCACCUGCUUUGACAGACAAAGACUUAAAUCCAGAAUUCUUCCAGAAACUUGAAAGAAGGGGUUCUGGUGAUCUGCCUGUAGAAGUUGUGGUUCCUCGUAGAUGUAUCAAUUCCUCAAAUUUGAACAAUGAGGAACAAUCAGAGCCAAAUGAUUCUGAAUCAAUGGGAAGGUCAAAUCACAUGGGAAAUAGCCAAUCAGAUGAUGUCCAUGGAUCUUUCAAUAAUAAGAACCGUGGCAUUGAGAGAGGAAUUGCUGGGAAAGAUUCAAGAACUAGAGCAUUUGAUGAUGACAGGCUUGAUGUAAAUCACAGGGAAUCAUCUGGUAGUCGUGCAGGUUUCUCUAAAUCUGAUGGCCAAUCUGAAGGAACAUUCAUGAAUAGUAAAGGAAAUUGGUUGGCUAUACAGAGGCAGCUUUUGCAGUUGGAGAGACAACAAGCUCAUCUCAUGAAUAUGCUGCAGGAUUUUAUGGGUGGGUCUCACGAUAGCAUGGUAACUUUGGAAAACAGAGUUAGGGGGCUUGAGAGAAUAGUUGAAGACAUGGCACAUGAUUUGUCAAUAUCAUCAGGUCGAAGAGGUAGUAAUUUUCCUAUAGGUUUUGAGGGAUCUUCUAAUAGACCUUUAGGAAAGUACAAUGGCUUCUCUGACUACUCCAGUGGCAAGUAUAAUGUGCGAGUUCCUUUUGGGGAAAGAUUUACCCAAUCUGAUGUUACUGCUUCAGGCAUGAGAGGAAGGGGCCUUCAUUGGAGAUCAGAUAUUUCUGAUGUUUGGGAUUUUCCUGCUUAUGGUGCCUCCAGAAAUGGUCGGGUUAACUCAAGGAGAGCUCCAGGUAGUGGUUCUCUGGAUGUUAGAUCCCCCAAAUCAGAACCUGAAAGUGAUCAGGUUGGCAGCCGGAGAGCCUGGGAUAAAGGUGCUGGACCUGUUAGGCUUGGUGAGGGGCCUUCUGCUCGAAGUGUUUGGCAAGCCUCUAAGGAUGAAGCUACCUUGGAAGCCAUUCGGGUUGCUGGGGAGGACAAUGGUAUAUCUCGAACUGCAAGAGUAGCCAUCCCAGAAUUGACAGCAGAAGCUCUGGAAGAUGAUAAUGGUGGACAAGAGCGGGAUCCUAUUUGGACGUCUUGGAGUAAUGCAAUGGAUGCCCUUAAAAUGGGUGAUAUGGAUACAGCUUAUGCUGAAGUUGUAUCUACAGGGGAUGAUUUCCUGCUUGUGAAGCUUAUGGACAGAUCAGGACCUGUGGCUGACCAACUUUCGAAUGAGACAGCAUGUGAGGUCUUGCAUGCUGUUACACAGUUUCUAAUGGAGCAGAACUUGUUUGACGUCUGUUUGUCUUGGAUUCAGCAGUUGGUAGAAUUAGUGUUGGAAAACGGACCUGAUACCCUGGGCAUUCCAAUGGAAUUGAAGAAGGAGCUUCUAUUGAAUUUACAUGAAGCUUCUACAGAAAUUGAUCCACCAGAAGACUGGGAAGGGGUAACACCUGAUCAACUCUUGAUGCAGUUGGCAUCAGCCUGGGGAAUUGAACUGCAACAGUUUGACAAGUAGUCACUUGACUGCCUUUUGGUGUUAUUAUGAAUUUUGUGCAAACAUUUUACAAUUAAAAUGUAAAUGAACAGAAAAGUUUUGAACAAAUUUGCAAGCUGGCAUUGUGCAUUAAUAUUAGGAUUUAGUGAAGAUGGAAUUUAUACUUUCAACUAGGAACAGGUUUACACCGGUUGGAGGUCAUGCAAGCUGUUUGGUUAAUUGUUCAGUUAAGUGCCAUUAUUUUCA
This is a messenger RNA of Hevea brasiliensis (rubber tree), 3790 nucleotides long. RefSeq names its product microtubule-associated protein TORTIFOLIA1. The transcript has 7 exons. Gene Ontology annotation, molecular function: microtubule binding. NCBI's taxonomy places the organism in Eukaryota, Viridiplantae, Streptophyta, Magnoliopsida, Malpighiales, Euphorbiaceae. The record is from RefSeq and is a predicted model, not a curated record. Gene Ontology annotation, cellular component: cortical microtubule, transverse to long axis. Bases 782 to 3565 code for a protein of 927 amino acids. Gene Ontology annotation, biological process: multicellular organism development; unidimensional cell growth; circumnutation.